AUGGAGCUCCAAUCCAAGGAGAAGAAUCCAAGGAGAAGAAGGCAAGGAGAAGAAGGCAAGGAGAAGAAGGCAAGGAGAAGAAGGCAAGGAGAAGAAGGCAAGGAGAAGAAGGCAAGGAGAAGAAGGCAAGGAGAAGAAGGCAAGGAGAAGAAGGCAAGGAGAAGAAGGCAAGGAGAAGAAGGCAAGGAGAAGAAGGCAAGGAGAAGAAGGCAAGGAGAAGAAGGCAAGGAGAAGAAGGCAAGGAGAAGAAGGCAAGGAGAAGAAGGCAAGGAGAAGAAGGCAAGGAGAAGAAGGCAAGGAGAAGAAGGCAAGGAGAAGAAGGCAAGGAGAAGAAGGCAAGGAGAAGAAGGCAAGGAGAAGAAGGCAAGGAGAAGAAGGCAAGGAGAAGAAGGCAAGGAGAAGAAGGCAAGGAGAAGAAGGCAAGGAGAAGAAGGCAAGGAGAAGAAGGCAAGGAGAAGAAGGCAAGGAGAAGAAGGCAAGGAGAAGAAGGCAAGGAGAAGAAGGCAAGGAGAAGAAGGCAAGGAGAAGAAGGCAAGGAGAAGAAGGCAAGGAGAAGAAGGCAAGGAGAAGAAGGCAAGGAGAAGAAGGCAAGGAGAAGAAGGCAAGGAGAAGAAGGCAAGGAGAAGAAGGCAAGGAGAAGAAGGCAAGGAGAAGAAGGCAAGGAGAAGAAGGCAAGGAGAAGAAGGCAAGGAGAAGAAGGCAAGGAGAAGAAGGCAAGGAGAAGAAGGCAAGGAGAAGAAGGCAAGGAGAAGAAGGCAAGGAGAAGAAGGCAAGGAGAAGAAGGCAAGGAGAAGAAGGCAAGGAGAAGAAGGCAAGGAGAAGAAGGCAAGGAGAAGAAGGCAAGGAGAAGAAGGCAAGGAGAAGAAGGCAAGGAGAAGAAGGCAAGGAGAAGAAGGCAAGGAGAAGAAGGCAAGGAGAAGAAGGCAAGGAGAAGAAGGCAAGGAGAAGAAGGCAAGGAGAAGAAGGCAAGGAGAAGAAGGCAAGGAGAAGAAGGCAAGGAGAAGAAGGCAAGGAGAAGAAGGCAAGGAGAAGAAGGCAAGGAGAAGAAGGCAAGGAGAAGAAGGCAAGGAGAAGAAGGCAAGGAGAAGAAGGCAAGGAGAAGAAGGCAAGGAGAAGAAGGCAAGGAGAAGAAGGCAAGGAGAAGAAGGCAAGGAGAAGAAGGCAAGGAGAAGAAGGCAAGGAGAAGAAGGCAAGGAGAAGAAGGCAAGGAGAAGAAGGCAAGGAGAAGAAGGCAAGGAGAAGAAGGCAAGGAGAAGAAGGCAAGGAGAAGAAGGCAAGGAGAAGAAGGCAAGGAGAAGAAGGCAAGGAGAAGAAGGCAAGGAGAAGAAGGCAAGGAGAAGAAGGCAAGGAGAAGAAGGCAAGGAGAAGAAGGCAAGGAGAAGAAGGCAAGGAGAAGAAGGCAAGGAGAAGAAGGCAAGGAGAAGAAGGCAAGGAGAAGAAGGCAAGGAGAAGAAGGCAAGGAGAAGAAGGCAAGGAGAAGAAGGCAAGGAGAAGAAGGCAAGGAGAAGAAGGCAAGGAGAAGAAGGCAAGGAGAAGAAGGCAAGGAGAAGAAGGCAAGGAGAAGAAGGCAAGGAGAAGAAGGCAAGGAGAAGAAGGCAAGGAGAAGAAGGCAAGGAGAAGAAGGCAAGGAGAAGAAGGCAAGGAGAAGAAGGCAAGGAGAAGAAGGCAAGGAGAAGAAGGCAAGGAGAAGAAGGCAAGGAGAAGAAGGCAAGGAGAAGAAGGCAAGGAGAAGAAGGCAAGGAGAAGAAGGCAAGGAGAAGAAGGCAAGGAGAAGAAGGCAAGGAGAAGAAGGCAAGGAGAAGAAGGCAAGGAGAAGAAGGCAAGGAGAAGAAGGCAAGGAGAAGAAGGCAAGGAGAAGAAGGCAAGGAGAAGAAGGCAAGGAGAAGAAGGCAAGGAGAAGAAGGCAAGGAGAAGAAGGCAAGGAGAAGAAGGCAAGGAGAAGAAGAGGUGCUCAGCAUAUUUGAUGCUCUUGGUGGGCAGGUCUUCUGGGUAGCCAUCGACCACCACACUUGUCGCACUUCCGCUGUAGUGUCUUCUUAA
Schistocerca cancellata (South American locust) is the source of this 2040-nucleotide messenger RNA. RefSeq names its product eukaryotic translation initiation factor 3 subunit A-like. The record is from RefSeq and is a predicted model, not a curated record. The transcript has 3 exons. NCBI's taxonomy places the organism in Eukaryota, Metazoa, Arthropoda, Insecta, Orthoptera, Acrididae. Bases 1 to 2040 code for a protein of 679 amino acids.